CCCCCUCCACUCCUCGCCUCCAGGAAACACAACAAAACCAGCACUCAAUAAUUCCACUUCGGCCUACUCCCACUUCUCAACAUUCCCAAACGCGACUCAAGAAUUUGACUUUGGCUAUGGCGGUGCUGCACCGCUUAUGGAGGGCCAGAGCGAGAGCCUCGACGCCGAUCUCCUCUAUAGCCGCCUCCACUAUCCGGACGCUCUCUUCUUGCUCUGUAGCAAAUUCCGGAGCUGACCUCGAAGCGCCGUCUCUGCUCGCCCAGAACCCCCUCCCGCUCCGCCACGGCCCCAAGGACAGAAACGUCCAGUGGGUGUUCCUUGGCUGCCCCGGCGUCGGAAAGGGCACCUACGCUUCCCGCCUCUCCCACCUCCUCGGUGUCCCUCACAUCGCCACCGGCGAUCUCGUCCGCGGAGAGCUCUCCUCCUCCGGUCCCCUCGCUUCCCAGCUUGCAGAGAUUGUGAACCAAGGGAAAUUGGUUUCAGAUGAGAUUAUAAUAAAUUUGUUGUCCAAGCGUCUUGAAGCUGGUGAAUCUGGCUUCAUUCUUGAUGGUUUUCCUCGAACCAUAAGGCAGGCGGAAAUUCUAGAGGGGGUUACAGACAUUGACUUGGUGGUCAACCUGAAGCUUCAGGAAGAGGCAUUGCUUGCAAAGUGCCUUGGAAGAAGGACAUGUAGUGAGUGUGGAGGAAACUACAAUAUUGCCUGUAUUGACAUAAAGGGUGAGAAUGGAAGCCCUGGAUUAUACAUGGCUCCACUUCUUCCCCCUCCACAUUGCGAAUCAAAACUCAUCACUCGAGCUGAUGAUACCGAAGAAGUUGUUAAGGAACGGCUUCGUAUAUAUCAUGAUGUGACUCAACCCCUGGAAGAGUUCUACCGCAGUCGUGGGAAGUUGUUAGAAUUUGAUCUGCCAGGAGGGAUCCCAGAAUCCUGGCCAAAGCUGCUUCAAGCUCUGAAUCUUGAUCAUAAUGACGAGCAGUCUGCAGCAGCAUGAUUAUAUAAAUAUUCUGUAGUAUAUUCACAGGGUAAGUUAGAUCAUUCUUUGCAUGUUGAAGAUAUGUGCAUGCAUAUCAAUUUCAAAACAGAACAUUUAUGUCCAGUAAGAACUGGAAGCAUAGCUAUACCUAUACAUCUACAAGGAAGCUUCCUAUUGGGCUUCUGGAGAUUUGUGCAGUUAGUAAGAUGUUGUUUGGAGAGCCAGGAGAAAUUAUGCUAUUGUUGGCAAUGUUAUUUAGUUGACAUAUACUUUUAGCUAGCGGUGAGUAUAACUCCAGACAAUAAGUGUAAUGGCGAUUUGAUUUUGGCAGAUAUUAUGCUUAUAAAAUUCCAUUUUAAGAUUU
Molecule: messenger RNA, 1335 nt
Organism: Corylus avellana
Lineage: Eukaryota; Viridiplantae; Streptophyta; Magnoliopsida; Fagales; Betulaceae
Product: P-loop containing nucleoside triphosphate hydrolases superfamily protein
Biological process (GO): nucleobase-containing compound metabolic process
Molecular function (GO): ATP binding; AMP kinase activity
Source: RefSeq, a predicted model, not a curated record